This is a messenger RNA of Melanotaenia boesemani (Boeseman's rainbowfish), 808 nucleotides long. RefSeq names its product TATA-box-binding protein-like. The record is from RefSeq and is a predicted model, not a curated record. Bases 23 to 808 code for a protein of 261 amino acids. Gene Ontology annotation, biological process: DNA-templated transcription initiation. Gene Ontology annotation, molecular function: RNA polymerase II general transcription initiation factor activity; DNA binding. Lineage: Eukaryota; Metazoa; Chordata; Actinopteri; Atheriniformes; Melanotaeniidae. The transcript has 8 exons.
ACUACAAGCGGCUUCAUCCAUCAUGGACAAGUUGGCGUUGGAGCGUUCCUUUGAUGAAUUCAUUACAAACGUUGGUUCAACGGUGAAGAAGGAAGAAGAUGAUGAUGAUGAAGAUGUUGGUGAAAAGCAGCUUCUCUUGUUCAACCAGGAUGAUGAAGCUGAAUAUAACAGCGCAAUGUUUGACGUGUUGCAAGCCACUGUCUCCACUGACCCCUUCAGGGUCCCAGUGACACCUGAGAACCACAGGUUGAUGCCAGUGAUCCAAAACGUCAUCUCUUCAGUGGAACUGGGCUGCAGACUGGACCUGAAUUUGAUUGCCAGGAAGGCAUGGAACACUGAGUAUAAUCCAAUGACCUUCAAGGCAGUCAUCAUGAGAAUCCGCAAGCCAAGAGCCACAGCAAACAUCUUCUCGAGUGGGAAGAUUGUAUGUUUAGGAACUAAGAGCGCUGAAGAGUCACACCUAGCUGCCAGAAAGUUCGGGCGCAUACUGCAGAAGCUCGGCUUACCUGUCCGCUUCCUGAACUUUCAGAUCCACAACAUGAUGGCCCGCUGCAACACCGUCCCACUGGCUGUAGAAAAGCUGUACCAGGCCUACCAGGAGAGGUCCAGUUACGAGUACGAGCUGUUUCCAGCCCUCUUCUUCAAGAUGGAGUCUGGAGUCACUGCAAACAUCUUUUCGAGCGGAAGAAUAUUACUAAGCGGAUGUAAAAGUCUAGAUGAGCUGGUUAAGACGGCGGAUGCCCUCUCAUCAAUCCUGACCCGCUUCAGAAGGAAAACAUUUUAUCCUGGAAAAAUCCAGCCACAAUAA